Molecule: messenger RNA, 936 nt
Organism: Rhineura floridana
Lineage: Eukaryota; Metazoa; Chordata; Lepidosauria; Squamata; Rhineuridae
Product: olfactory receptor 1361-like
Exons: 1
Coding region: 1-936 (311 amino acids)
Biological process (GO): G protein-coupled receptor signaling pathway
Cellular component (GO): membrane
Molecular function (GO): olfactory receptor activity; G protein-coupled receptor activity
Source: RefSeq, a predicted model, not a curated record
AUGGAGGCAGACAACAGGACCACUGUCUCUGAAUUCAUCCUCCUUAGCAUCUCCAGUCGACAGGAAUGGAAUGUGCUAUUCUUCACCAUCUUCUUGAUGAUAUAUGUCAUCACGGUCCUGGGAAAUCUUACUAUUGUCCUGGCCAUAAGGCUGGAUGGCCACCUCCUCCAUACUCCCAUGUACUUCUUCCUCAGUAACCUCUCCCUGGUAGACAUCUGCUUCACGACAGCCACCGUGCCCAAGAUGUUGGCUGACACACUCUCUGGAGUGAGGAAGAUUUCAUAUGGUGGGUGCUUGGCACAGAUGUACUUCUUCAUUGCCUUUGGCAUCACUGACAGCUUUCUCUUGGCAUCCAUGGCAUUGGAUCGUUAUGUGGCCAUCUGUCGCCCACUGCAUUAUGCCACAGUCAUGAAGAACCAGGUCUGCUUUCUACUAGUGGCUUCCUCCUGGCUGGUCUCCCACCUUCACUCUCUCCUGCACACCAUCCUGAUGUCCCGGCUCUCUUUCUGUGCCUCCAAUCGACUACCUCACUUCUUUUGUGAUGUCUUUCCAUUGCUCAAGAUCUCUUGCUCCAACACAGACCUUAAUACUCUGAUAGUGCACACAGAAGGAGCUCUGAUUGUUAACGGAGCUCUGGUGUUCAUUGUCCUCUCCUACGCACGCAUCCUAAUGGCUGUGCUAAGGGUUCCAUCCGCUGAGGGAAAGCGGAAGGCUUUCUCCACCUGUGGGUCCCACCUGACUGUGGUCUCCCUAUUCUAUGGCACUGUCAUCUGGGUCUACUUCCAGCCCUCGUCCAGCUUCUCAGCUGAGAACGACACACUGGCUGCCAUCAUGUACACUAUGGUCAUACCCAUGCUCAACCCCUUCAUCUACACCCUGAGGAAUGACAAGAUGAAGGAAGCCCUGAAGAAGUUUUUUGGAAGCAAAGUAAGCUAA